AUGUGGGUAAAGGAUGUUAAGGAUGUGGGCAAGUGGGGUGCUGCAUGGGGGGAGGUGGGGUGCUGCAUGGGGGGAUGUGGGGUGCUGCAUGGGGGGAUGUGGGGUGCUGCAUGGGGGGAUGUGGGGUGCUGCAUGGGGGGAUGUGGGGUGCUGCAUGGGGGGAUGUGGGGUGCUGCAUGGGGGGAUGUGGGGUGCUGCAUGGGGGGAUGUGGGGUGCUGCAUGGGGGGAUGUGGGGUGCUGCAUGGGGGGAUGUGGGGUGCUGCAUGGGGGGAUGUGGGGUGCUGCAUGGGGGGAUGUGGGGUGCUGCAUGGGGGGAUGUGGGGUGCUGCAUGGGGGAUGUGGGUGCUGCAUGGGGGGAUGUGAGGUGCUGCAUGGGGGGAUGUGGGGUGCUGCAUGGGGGGAUGUGGGGUGCUGCAUGGGGGGAGGUGGGGUGCUGCAUGGGGGGAUGUGGGGUGCUGCAUGGGGGGAUGUGGGGUGCUGCAUCAGGGGAUGUGGGGUGCUGCAUGGGGGGAUGUGGGGUGCUGCAUGUGGGGAUGUGGGGUGCUGCAUGGGGGGAUGUGGGGUGCUGCAUGGGGGGAGGUGGGGUGCUGCAUGGGGGGAUGUGGGGUGCUGCAUGGGGGGAGGUGGGGUGCUGCAUGGGGGGAUGUGGGGUGCUGCAUGGGGGGAUGUGGGGUGCUGCAUGGGGGGAUGUGGGGUGCUGCAUGGGGGGAUAUGGGGUGCUGCAUGGGGGGAUGUGGGGUGCUGCAUGGGGGGAUGUGGGGUGCUGCAUGGGGGGAUGUGGGGUGCUGCAUGGGGGGAUGUGGGGUGCUGCAUGGGGGGAGGUGGGGUGCUCCAUGGGGGGAUGUGGGGUGCUGCAUGGGGGGAUGCGAGGCAUGGACGAGGUGUAG
Closterium sp. NIES-65 is the source of this 888-nucleotide messenger RNA. The record is from the annotation of a GenBank genome assembly. NCBI's taxonomy places the organism in Eukaryota, Viridiplantae, Streptophyta, Zygnematophyceae, Desmidiales, Closteriaceae.